Molecule: messenger RNA, 1605 nt
Organism: Xiphophorus couchianus (Monterrey platyfish)
Lineage: Eukaryota; Metazoa; Chordata; Actinopteri; Cyprinodontiformes; Poeciliidae
Exons: 8
Coding region: 149-1384 (411 amino acids)
Source: RefSeq, a predicted model, not a curated record
GAGCAGUACGACGAUUAUCCGGACAGUGAACGCAACGCGGGUAUGACGUACUUUGGUCGCCAAGGGAACCGUUGUAAAUCACAGACUGCUGGCGUUGAAGUUGGAAGUUUUUUUUUGUUUGUUUUAGUCGUGAUUCCUGGACGAAGCCAUGUCCAACAGCUCUGAAGAGAAAGAUCAGUAUUUGGGGAGUGAUGUCCAAGGAGCGCAGCCUGCUGCUGAGGCUCCUCAGGAAGCAGAUAUCCUCACUGACUCCCUGGGCCAAGAAGAGAGUCUAAAGGAAAGAGAGGCACAGUCUCUGGACUUUGUGAGGAAAAAAGAGAACGCCUCCAGCGCUGCUUUUGUAGACUCUGAGGUCUUGAGGUCACAACAAGAUCAGGCCACAGAUUAUUCAUCACAUGCAGGCACAAGAGAGGACACGGCUCCCACUGAAGCAGCUUAUUCUUCAGACUCUUUGUCAGAAACGCCAAAAGAUGAUUCUGAGAGUGAUUCCGACUCUUCAUCUGUUCAAGCAAAUGCGCAACUUUCUUUGAACGAUUCUGACCAUGAAGCUCUGGACACUGAAGCGCAGUUAGAAGCGGUGGGAGUUAUGGCCCAGCAGGACGACGGGGUGGGAGUUAAUGCUAAAAUGUACAAGAGGAAACUCCGAAAGGGGUUGAAGAAGUUGUCAGGACUGAGUUGGCCCAGCAGAGACCGCCUUGCGGUGUUCAGUGACGUCUUUGAUGAUGUAUGUGAAGGCUCGCCAGUAUUUGGACGCAUCCUGAGGGAAAUCAAGACUGAAUAUGAUUUAUACAUCAGUCACUUGAUGGACACCCAUUCCUCACAAGAUAACGUGCCGCUGGAGCCAUUUGUCAACGAUAUCGAUGAUAUUAUAGUCAGUGAUAACGAAUUGGAGGGUGCAGAAAAAGGGGUUUGCAGUCUAGAAGAAGAGGCCAAAAGCGCUCUGGGGGAGAAUAAACGAGCUCAAGAUGAGCUAAAUAACUUUCUGGAUGAAUGCAGUAGCACGAGGAAGACAUCCCUGUCCAGAAAAGAGGACAGCGGGAUGCCCGUCGACAACAGCGACGUCGUCCAGCUCAGGAAACUUCAGAUUCUGAAUGUGUUGGAGGAGAUCCAGCAUUUAGAGGAGGAGAUCCAUGAAAGGAUGGCAUCUGCUGUUGCAAUUUCAGCCACUAAACGAAGAGUCAAAGCUCUACAGGAUGCUGUGGAAAGAAAUAGAAAGGGAUCUCCAAAUAAACGACGAAUAGCUUCAGUCAUCAGCAUCUUACAGUCACACAGUAUAUGCAGGAUACAAAAUAUCUGUAACAGGACGAAACUAAACCUAUCCUUUGUCUUCCACUUCACAAGUACACACUUCUUGGUGCUGGUGCAACAUGGGAAAUUAGAAUAAAAUACAUUAAAUCUAUUUUAAGAUAUGUCAAAAUGUGGAAAUAUCCUAGGGAUGUUACUACAGUGCUGUUUUUGUUUUUAUGAUAUACUUUGAUGUUCUUCACAUAAGUUUUAGUAUUAGACAUUUGGCACUUUCCAUGUUAUUUGAAUAGAUGAAGCAGACACUUUUGUCAGUGUUAUCAGCAAAUUACACAAUAAAAACACGGAGUAAACAAACUUGAA